CUAUUGCUGUUGCAAAGGUACUUCCACGCAUGCACUGAGAUGUGCCAGGGGCGAAGCUAGAUUUUGAUGAAAUUUGUGAUCCUGGAAUCGCAUAAAAUGGCACCAUCUAUGCCAAGGAAAAAGAAAGACGGUUCUAAGGGCAUGAAGGGAUGUACGAAUGUGAAAACUGCCGGAGAUGUCACGAAAGAAAAAGUUUCUAAAACUCGAUCCAGCAGCAGGAGAGGCAAAACUGUGGAUCAGGAUGCAGAGGAGAAAGCAAGAGAUGACUCAAUUGGUGGCAUCAUCAUCAGAGGGAGUGAGGAGUCCAUGAUUCCAGCCCAAACACCAAGGGAUCUACGCAGCGCCAAUAUAGUUCAUCAAAUCUACAGACAUACCACGGGACAGAGGUUUAGACAAGGCCUAAAGCAGGCCACCAUACAACCAUUUGUGCAACAACUUUCAGAAUUCAGAGUGAGUCAUGGAGCAAGUCCUUUCGACAGGCGUGUGACUGCCCUUGAAUGGCACCCAACGCAUCCCACAAUGCUCGCUGUGGGGUCAAAGGGCGGUGACCUUAUGCUGUGGGAUUAUGUCAAAGGUCAAGAUGGAUGGACAGUUGUUCCAGGAAUUGGUAAGGGGGGCUCUGUCCAAGCUCUAAGACAUGACCUUUCUGACCCCAACUGGAUAUUCACUUCCUCUAUCGAUGGUAUGGUGAGUCGUCUCAGCUUUGACGGUCAGCCGAAGAAGAUUUACCUCAAUACCAAUGACUGGAACCGUUGGUAUUGCUCGGUGGAUAUCAACUAUACAGACAAUGUGCUGGCAACAGGAGAUAACUUUGGUAAUGUGGUGCUGAUGUCUCGAGAAGGAGAGCAGAUGUGGUCGAAAAGGCUCCACAAACAGAAGGUGACCCAUUGUGAAUUCAAUCAACGCUGCCCCUGGCUCCUGGCAACCGCUUCCACAGACAAGACAGUGAAGAUGUGGGACAUACGGAACGUCACCAACAAGAACGGCUACCUCUAUCAGAUGGCCCACGAAAGACCAAUCAAUUCAGCACAUUUCAGCCCAGAUGGGACUAAGCUACUCACAACAGACCAACACAGCCACAUUCGGGUCUACUCCGGCCCUCUCUGGGACACGCUGGAGAGGACCAUCAUUCAUCCUCACAGGUUCUUUCAGCAUUUAACGCCUAUCAAGGCUACCUGGCACCCGUUCCAGAACCUCAUUGUUGUCGGCAGAUAUCCCGAUGCAACCUUGAAGUCAUUUGAACAUGAUACGGUGCGAUCGGUAGAUGCUUAUGAUGUAGGUACUGGGGAGUUAGUCUGUAGGCUAAUGGAUCAAUGUGCUAAGGGUAUCCAAUCGUUGAAUGUAUUCAAUCCAAGCGGUGAUGCCUUGGCCACAGGAAUGGGGUUGAAUACGUUGAUAUGGCAGAACGCAGACAUCCGAGCUCUGGUGAGGGAAGAGCAGAGGGAGAUAUUGAGGAGACAAGGGAAGGAGCCGCCUCCCGACGCGGCCCCCUCGAAGAAAGCACCAAAGAGGCACAGAAGCAACGAUCAGAAGCUGACGCAGAAGCUUCAGACCAUGAAGAAAGUCAAGAAUAGCAGAUGAACAAAGCAAGUCUUCAGUCAUUACCAUCAGAAAGGCUAGUAACAGACCUUAGAGCAACAAUCAAAAGCUGAUGCAGCAACUGAAAGCCUUGAAGAAAGUUUAAAAUAGUAGAUGAAUGAAUAGAAACAAGUUUUCAGUGAUCAAUUUCAUGAUUGGAAAAGCUAUCAGAGACUUGAAGCAAGAAUGAAAAGCCGAUGAAGGAAACUUUAAACCAUGACGAAAGUUUGGAAAGCAAGUGAAGGAAGACAAGUUCCCAUUGAUCAUUGUUGAUAAUGCUAGUUGUUCAUUGAUCAUUGUUGAUAAUGCUAGCUGGACAUUGGAGCAAUGAUAAAAAGCUGAUGCAGAAACUUCAAACCAUGAAGAAAGUGAGGAAAGUGGGUGAAGGUUACAGGUCUUCAUAGCUCAUUGUUAGAAAGGCUAGUAAUUGAAACUGAAGCAACUGUAAAUAAAAAGCUAACACAAAAGCUACAACUUUUGAAAAAAGUUUUGACAGCAAUUGCAGAAAACAAGUCUUCAGGGAUCUUUUGUAAGAAAGCUUAUCACAAAUAUUGAAGCAUUUGUCCAAAGCAUACAUGCAAUUUAAAACCAUGGAGAAAGUUGGAGUAGCAGGUGGACAGGCCAAGUCUUCUUUGAUCUUUAGAGGGAAAGCUUGUAGAAGCCUUGAAGCAACCAUGUAGCGCUAAAGAUAAUGCAGAACCCCAUGGAUAAAGGAAACAAAAGCAGUAGAAUAAGUAAAGCCUCAUAGGACAAUAUUGCGGUGACAUGUUAGUGAUGAUGCUACCUCAAAUUCAUGAAGGAAUGAAGCAUGUGAAGUGAAUAAGACAUGUCAACCAGUGGGAAACUUUGUAAGAGACAUGUUAGCAUGAACUAAAACAUGAUUUUCUGAACCUUGAGGCCACCGCACCCCUUACGAUUGGUCUGUGACCGGAUUUUGAAAUGAAAUAUAUUAAAAUUUGAUGCGAAUGUUAAGGCAUGAAACAUCUUACUCUAUAAAGUUCUAAAUCAUCGUACAAAUACCUAAGCUCAAUCUGACUAUGCUACCAUCAUGAAAAUAAAAGCAAAUUGAAUACCUACUUGUCAUGACGUAGCAAUCGUAUCAUAUUAAUACGAUUUGAGACAAAUAUUGCUUUUACUUCAAAAUGAAGGCUUGAAAUCAUCAAAACUUGCUUACAUUUAGUGUUCUUACAGUUAAUUUGAACCUAAGAUAAAAAGACACUUUUCAUUUAUAUUUAAAGAAAAUAUGCAAAGUGCGAUUUGUUUCAAAAUCAGAUCUUGGACCAGUCGUAAUACAUGCAGAUGGCUUUACCGGAGAGAGAAACAGGUGAUAUUGCACAAUACAUAAAAACAAUUCAUGAAGAGCUCUUGAGAUCUUUUGCAGCAUUUAUAGAUGACACAAGAAGAACAAUUGACGAAUUAGUCAAUUGUUAUUGGGGUUGUCAUUUAGAAAUUAGUGUUUUCCAUGACUUGAUGCGAUUCUAGCAGGUUUGGCAUUUUUUGUAAUGUCUCUUUUUUACAUCAUAAACAAGUUUUUCUCUUCCUCUUCAGGAUUCAUUUUGUUAAAUAUUUGUAUUUUGGUGCCAUAUCACCAUGAUGGAAACACCUUGGUAAUUGAAGAUUAAAGCAGUAUAUAUUUUUUGA
Lytechinus variegatus (green sea urchin) is the source of this 3219-nucleotide messenger RNA. Its product is annotated as DNA damage-binding protein 2-like. The coding region runs from base 67 to 1581 and encodes 504 amino acids. Lineage: Eukaryota; Metazoa; Echinodermata; Echinoidea; Temnopleuroida; Toxopneustidae. The record is from RefSeq and is a predicted model, not a curated record. Gene Ontology annotation, molecular function: protein binding; damaged DNA binding. Gene Ontology annotation, cellular component: Cul4-RING E3 ubiquitin ligase complex; nucleus. Gene Ontology annotation, biological process: response to UV; DNA repair. The transcript has 10 exons.